Messenger RNA from Macrosteles quadrilineatus (aster leafhopper), 780 nucleotides. RefSeq lists its product as uncharacterized. The coding region runs from base 1 to 780 and encodes 259 amino acids. Lineage: Eukaryota; Metazoa; Arthropoda; Insecta; Hemiptera; Cicadellidae. The transcript is spliced from 2 exons. The record is from RefSeq and is a predicted model, not a curated record.
AUGCAAACUAUUCUGUGUGACUGUGAAGCGAUCAUGAACUCUCGACCCCUUACUUAUGUUUCGGACGAUCCAACAGACUUGACCCCCUUAACACCAUCCUUAUUUUUACAAGACGUGGAAGAGGUUGGAGUCCCCGAUUUAGACUUAGCAGACUCAUCUGACUUGAAUAAACGACUGAAAUACAGACGAAUGUUAAAAGAAGACUUGUCAAAAAGAUUUAGAACAGAAUAUUUAGGACAACUACAGUUACAUGGAAACAAAAACCAGAUACCCUAUGAACUAUCAGUAGGUGAAGUCGUCUUGAUAGGUAGUGAUGGAGUAAAAAGACUUAACUGGCCCUUAGCUCGAAUUACAGAACUUAUCAAAGGGAAGGACGGUAAUGUGAGAAUAGUAAGGCUUCGAACCCAGCAUGGAGAACUGUUAAGACCAGUACAAAGAGUAUUUCCACUGGAGUUGAAAUCAAAAUCUCAAGAGAGUGAAGAGAUUGCAGACCACUUAAGACGAACUACUACUACAUCCAAGUAUCUAACUGAACCGAUCAAGACUCAAGAUGUACUUCGUAAUGAAGACUCAAGUCCUAUUAUGACAGAAGAUUUGAAACAAAAUAGAACAAGAAGAGGAAGAAUUGAGUUCCUCGCUGCAAUGACAGCUUGCCUACUCACCCAGCUGCCAGCUCAGGCCUCUGUGUUGUGGACCUUCUCGUUUGCUAAUGCUACUACUCGGCAACGAGAAGAAGGCAGCAACGUGCUUCAAGAAAUCAGUAGCUACUUGCUCCUAUGA